AUGUCUAUGAAAAGGUUUGGAAAAGCCGCCAUCCGAAUUGGAAAUGAGCUUAUGGCUCGAUCUUUUCGUGGAUCGGCGUGGGCUCGAAUUUGGCCGAAACUGUUUCCCACUUGGCACAAUUUGGGAGCUCAUGUUGUGUUAAGAAAGGCCCCUGUAUCAGUUAAACAAUCAGCGUUUCGAUUGGCGAGAUUGGCGGCCCGGAAUGGCCGGAUCUUUCGACCAUUUGCUUCUGUUGUUAUCGAGAAAAAUCGAUUCGAACGCUCAAAAUAUGAAUUUAAAAAGUUCAUACCUAUUAAAUAUAGAAAAAUUGGUAAAAUUGACAUGACGGAGAGAAUUCGGACAUUAUUCGGAAGCAAUGUACGAUAUAAUGAAGAUUUAAACGAAAAUGAUAUGCCUAAUAAAGUCGAUGCUUAUGACUUCGGCAAUUUUUUGGGACAAGGAUGCAAUGCAGCCGUGUAUUCAGCAAAAUUAUCCAGUGAGAAACAGAAUAUUGGAGUGGGAUUCAAUGAAGUAUCGGAUAUUAUAGCACUCAAGCCACCGAUGACCAGAACGGAAUACAAUUUGAACAAGUAUCCUUUGGCCAUUAAAUUAAUGUUCAAUUACGAUCAUGAUCGCGCCGGUGAAAAUCAUUUGUGGAGCUCGAUGGGAAAUGAAUUGGCACCAUAUCCAAAAGCUGAAAAAUUGCUCAGUGGGAAAAUGGCAAAUUUCAAACCACUUCCGAGGAAACAUCCGAAUGUUGUUCGAAUCAUGACAGCAUUUGUGGAUACUCUGAAGAUUCUUCCGGAUGCCGCCGAAAGGUAUCCUGACGCUCUACACACUGCCUCUUGGUAUGAAUCGAUAGCAGCGGAGCCAAAGACCAUGUAUGUGGUUAUGAGAAGAUAUCGUCAAACACUUCAUGACUAUGUUUGGACGCAUCAUCGUAAUUAUUGGACUGGUCGAGUUAUGCUAGCUCAAUUGCUUGAAGCCUGCACAUUCCUUCAUGCAAAUAAAGUAGCCCAGAGGGACAUGAAAAGCGACAAUAUUCUGCUGCAGUAUGAUCAGGAUGACGAAAUUCCCUCGCUGGUAAUUGCUGAUUUUGGAUGUGCCCUUGCCACUGGAACUUGGAAAAUAAACUAUACCUCAGAAGAUGUAUACCUGGGUGGAAAUGCGAGAACUCGGGCUCCCGAGAUUCAAAAUGCUGUACCGGGACCAAACGUCGUUGUCGAUUUUGAAAUGGCAGACACCUGGGCGGCUGGAGGAUUGGCGUAUGAGAUUUUCACCAGAUCCAAUCCAUUUUACCAAAAAUUGGACAGCAAGACAUACCUAGAAGUAGACUUGCCUAAACUGCCACAUCGAAUUCAUUUUGUUGCGAGAGAUGUUGUCAGGGAUUUGCUCAAAAGGAAUCCAGAGAAGAGGGUCCGUCCUGGAAUUGCAGCGAACGCCGUGAGUCUUUCAUUAUUCAGAUUCGGAGAAGAUUCGCGUAAAAUGAUGGAAAAAUGCGGUGUGUCGCAAAUUACAACCCUUUUGGCAAAUUCUACUGAAAAACUUGGAACACAAGCUAAUAAGAGCCUGGACAAUGUUUUGAGCUUGAUUACUGCUGAAACAAUCAUGGGAAACCUUGCGCCUCAUUUGAUCAGUCGCGCCGAGAGACAGCUUCGCGCAACUUUCCUUUCGCGUUUAAAUCGGCAAGAAAUUUGGCAAAGUCUUCAUUAUUUCUUCUCGACUGACAAUAUCGAUUUUGCCGAAUCAAUGGAUUCUCUCAACGCCAGUGAGCUCUCAAACUCACUAGGAUCAUCGGAAAAUAGACCUAGAAAUGGAUUCAACAUUCCUCUAUUUAAGAAUGUUAUUCGAACCGGAUCUGUUGAGAAUGGAAUUGUUCUGAGAGUUCAAUCCAAUUAA
This is a messenger RNA of Caenorhabditis bovis, 1878 nucleotides long. The record is from the annotation of a GenBank genome assembly. Lineage: Eukaryota; Metazoa; Nematoda; Chromadorea; Rhabditida; Rhabditidae.